UCUUUGCUCUCUCUCUCCUUUCUCUGUUCUUUCUUUGGAGAGAGAGAGGUAGAGAGAGAAAGGGUCACCGGCCGCCCCCGCCAAACGUACCCUCCUCCCUCCUUCCUGUCUACAAUAAAAGUCAAUUUCAUCACCACCUGCCCAACCGGUAACCGGUCCCUCCCUUCACUAUGCACAUAUAUUGACCCUUUUCUCAUCUUUCUUAAAUUUCAAUCUUCAUUUGUUGAUUUCUUCAUCUCUGCUCUUAAUUAUCAUCUGGGUAUACGAGUUUCUGGAAAAGGUUUAGUUUUUUUAUUUUAUUAUUGAAUUGGAAUUUGGCCAUGUCUACGUCCGCCGCUGGAGGUGCUGGAUCCAAUGAUUCCAAUGCUGGCAGGAGACAAAGCAAGAGGCCCAAGUACUCAAAGUUUACACAACAAGAACUACCAGCGUGCAAGCCUAUUCUCACACCACGAGCAGUUAUUUCAGCCUUCUUGAUUGUCACCAUAGUGUUCAUUCCCAUUGGAGUUGCUUCGCUAAUUGCUUCGCAUGAUGUUGUUGAGAUUAUUGAUAGGUAUGACUCUCAGUGCAUACCAACAAAUGUGACAGACAAGGUGGCAUACAUUCAGACUCCUGGUGAAAAGCCAUGCAAUAGGACGCUACAUGUGGACAAGCGUAUGAAGUCUCCUAUCUAUGUUUACUACCAGCUUGACAACUUUUACCAGAAUCAUAGGCGGUAUGUUAAAAGCCGAAAUGAUGACCAGCUGAGGGAUUCCAAAAAUGCUAACUCAACAAGUGGUUGUGACCCUGAAGAUUCAGCAAAUGGAAUGCCAAUCGUACCCUGUGGUCUUAUAGCUUGGAGCUUGUUCAACGAUACAUACAGCUUCUCACGCAGCAGCAUUAAUUUGACAGUGAACAAGAACGACAUCUCAUGGAAAAGUGAUAGGGAUCACAAAUUUGGAAGUGAUGUUUUUCCUAAAAAUUUUCAGAAUGGUUCUUUAAUAGGGGGUGGUAGUCUUGAUGAAAACACACCUUUGAAUAAGCAAGAGGAUCUCAUUGUUUGGAUGCGAACGGCAGCUUUGCCAACUUUUAGGAAGUUGUAUGGAAGGAUUGAAGUGGAUUUGGAGAAAGGUGAUGUCAUUCAGGUGAAUUUGAACAAUGUCUACAACACAUACAGUUUUAAUGGCAAGAAGAAGCUUGUUCUGUCAACUACUACCUGGCUCGGCGGGAAGAAUGACUUCCUUGGCAUUGCUUAUCUUACUGUUGGAGGAUUGAGCUUCUUUUUGGCCAUGGUCUUUACUCUUGUAUAUCUUGUCAAGCCUAGGCAACUUGGAGAUCCCUCUUAUCUGUCAUGGAAUAGGAACCCUGGAGGGCAAUGAGCAGAGAAACUGAAUGUGAUUGAUCUUCAUAGAUUUUUACACGGAUUGUGCAUUAUACAAACUACAAUGGCGGUUCUAAUUUUGUACAUCAAUCAAUAUUCACACAUGCUAAUAAUAAUACUAUUCAGAUGUUAGGUGUUGUUAUUGUUCCCUACCCCACAAAAAUUAUUCUAAUGCCUUUCGGUUUUCUGCAUCAGAAUCUCAAUAUCUUGUAUUUUGUGAUGACAUAGUGUUCAAUAUAUGAGCUAGUUACUUUUA
This is a messenger RNA of Vigna umbellata (rice bean), 1613 nucleotides long. Its product is annotated as LEM3 (ligand-effect modulator 3) family protein / CDC50 family protein. The record is from RefSeq and is a predicted model, not a curated record. Lineage: Eukaryota; Viridiplantae; Streptophyta; Magnoliopsida; Fabales; Fabaceae. Gene Ontology annotation, cellular component: Golgi apparatus; endoplasmic reticulum; plasma membrane.